Messenger RNA from Cyclopterus lumpus (lumpfish), 3561 nucleotides. Its product is annotated as E3 ubiquitin-protein ligase TRIM21-like. The transcript is spliced from 2 exons. The record is from RefSeq and is a predicted model, not a curated record. Lineage: Eukaryota; Metazoa; Chordata; Actinopteri; Perciformes; Cyclopteridae. Bases 384 to 2033 code for a protein of 549 amino acids. Gene Ontology annotation, molecular function: protein binding; zinc ion binding.
AAGAGUCACUUUUAUGUAUUUCUGAUGUAUAUAGUAAUUUGUAAUAAUUGGUAAAUAUGGCAUUAAUCUCCUUGGAGUUAAAACAAUGGAGGCAAAAAGCCAGACUCCUCUGUGAGUCACAGGGAGGUAAAGGUGAGGUUUUCACCCACAGAGCUGCAGGUAAGAGGCGGAGCCACAGGUAAGAGGCGGAGCCACACUGAAGAGGCGGAGCCACACUGAAGAGGAGAGCCUCUACGUCACACUCCGGAAACGAAACUUAAGUUGGUCAGAGUGGCAGAAACACUGCAGUCGAGACAAGUCUCUGCUUUUCUCUCAGAGACAAUUCAAAGUGACGUCAUCAGGUUUUUGUCAACAACACAACGGAGUCUCUUCCAAACACUGAUAUGGCUGCUGCCAGCAAUCUGCCAUCUGAAGAUCAGUUCCUGUGCUCCGUCUGUCUGGAUGUGUUCACUGAUCCAGUCACCACACCAUGUGGACACAACUUCUGCAAGAAGUGCAUCACUGAACACUGGAAUGUGAGUGACAGGUGCCAGUGUCCCAUGUGCAAAGAGGUUUUCACCACCAGACCAGAUUUGAGGGUCAACACCUUGUUCUCUGAGAUGGUUUCUCAGUUCAGACAGUCGGCUCAACAGAAAGCCAGCAGCAGCAGUUCAGAGCAACAAGAGUCCAAACCAGGAGAAGUUCCCUGUGACGUCUGCACUGGAACCAAACUGAAGGCCCUGAAGUCCUGCCUGGUGUGUCUGGUCUCCUACUGUGAGACUCACCUGGAGCCUCAUCUGACAAUGUCAGGCCUGAAGAGACAUCAGCUGAUGGACCCUGUGGAGAACCUGGAAGACAGGAUGUGUACGAAGCACGAUAAACCUCUGGAGCUGUUCUGUAGGACCGACCAGACGUGUGUCUGCAUGCUCUGCUCUGUGUUAGACCACAAGAUGCACAAUGUUGUUCCUCUGAAGGAAGAAUAUGAAGGAAAGAAGGUCGAGCUGGAGAAGACAGAGGCUGAACUUCAGGAGAUGAUCCAGAAGAGACGACUGAAGAUUCAGGAGGUCAAACACAAAGUGGAGCUCAGUGAGGAAGAUGCAGACAGAGAGAAAGCAGAAGGUGUUCUGGUCUUCACUGAUCUGAAGGAGUCUGUUGAGAGAAAACUGAACGAGCUCAUCAAUACGAUAGAAGAGAAGCAGAGAACAACAAAGCAACAGGCUGAAGACUCCAUCAGAGAGCUGGAACAGGAAAUCUCUGAGCUGAUGAAGAGAAGCACUGAUGUGGAGAAGCUCUCCCUCUCUGAAGACCACCUCCACCUCCUCCAGAGUGUCCAGGCCAUAAACAUCCACCAUCCACCACCCACCAAGGACUGGUCUGAGGUCAGUGUUCCUCCAGCAUCAUAUGAGGGGACUGUGAGGAGAGCUGUGUCUCAGCUGGAGGAGACUCUCAGUGAAAAGAUCAAGAAGCUGGUUGUUGAAUUUGAGCUGAAGAGGGUCCAGAAGUUUGCAGUGGAUGUGACUCUUGAUCCUGAAACAGCUCAUCCUCUCCUCAUCCUGUCUGCUGACGGGAAACAAGUGAAACUUGAUGAUGUGAAGAAGAAUCUACCAGACAACCCAAAGAGAUUUUCUUCUUGUCCUGGUGUCCUAGCAAAGCAGAGUUUCUCUUCAGGCAGAUUUUACUUUGAGGUUCAAGUUAAAGGAAAAACUGACUGGGAUUUAGGAGUGGCCAGAGAGUUGAGCAAAAGGAAGGGACCAAUCACACUGAGUCCUCUGAAUGGUUACUGGACUAUAUGGUUGAGAAAUGGAAAUGAGUAUAAAGCUCUUGAUGACUCUCCAGUUCUCUCCCUGAAGUCUGGUCCUCAGAAGGUGGGGGUGUUUGUGGACUAUGAGGAGGGUCUGGUCUCCUUCUAUGACGUAGAAGCUGCAGCUCUCAUCUUCUCCUUUACUGGCUGCUCCUUCAAGGAGAAACUCCUCCCAUUCUUCAGUCCUGGUCUUAAUUAUGGUGGUAAAAACUCCUCCCCUCUGAUCAUCUCUCCUGUCAAUCAAACUCCUUGAUUCUUUUUUACCAUCAGAAAGUCCCUGAACAAUAAUUCAUUACCAACAAUACAUAUUCACAUUUAAGUAGUCUUCAUACAUCCAGUGUAUUUAUACACCAGACAAAGUUUUAAUACUACAAUACUGACACAGCGGUCAAUAUGUGGACACCAAUCGAUUAGAGACAUAAAACAAAACAAACUGACGGACUGAUACAUUUGAAAUAAAAAGACGUAAUGUCAUUUAUGGUAAUAAAUGUACAUAUUUAGUGAUAAUAUCUCUUGUGAACUUGUGUUCAUCUGAAUAUGAUGGGUCAGUAAUCAUUUGUGUCCCUCAAACAGCUUCAGGGUUAAAACAUAAAAGUAUCUUUAAGUUUGAGUCACUCUUAUAAAGGUUAUUUUUCUAUUGAAAGGCUUCUUAAAGAGACCUGAGAGCUCUGUGACGCUCUGAGGAGUUGAACUUGAUUUAAGAACGUUAAGGUUGUAAUUGUACUGAUUUACAUUUAUUUUAGUUUUACAUUCUGAUCGUAUUACUUGUGGACUGUGGGUGUAACUCUGUUGAUCUCCACAGAUGUUAACAGGGAGGAUGUCUUUCCUCCAAUUCUAUUAAAGGAACAUUUAGGGGGAUUAAUUAGCACCAAUGGGAUAUAAUAUUCAUAACUGUUAUAAUCAGUGUAUUAACAUGUUUUGGUGUUAGUAAACAAGGAAGAAUAAUCCACUCAGUUGAAAUCUGCAGACAGACGAUGUGGCUUUAAGAGAGAUUGCAUAAAAUAUAUUCUUUCACCUUUUAUACUUUUUUUACUUUUGACCUUUUAUUCCAUAAAAUGUCCAUAUUGUCUGUACUACCUUUUCUUCUUCUUCAUGUUUUCAACAAAAAUCUUUCAAUGGCGGUUCUGUCUGUGUAUUAAUACCAUAAUUACUAAAUAGCAUUGGUUCAGAAGGCUUCCUGUAGUCCAUGACAGAUUGUUUAACAUAAGUAACUUAUUCAAGCAUUGAAUCCUAAAUCUUAUUUCCUUAUCUCUAAAACUCUGCUACAAGCAAACUGCCUGAUUUAUUAAUUUUUUAUCAGAAAUGUAUUGAGCAAUAACCAUGAAGCAUUUUCUACAACAUAUGCACAUAUUCAUAAGAGUGUAAAGAUAUGACCUCUCUGAUGAACUCCAAUGUUCUCAUCUGGACUCCUGCAGAGACGACACAAUUACUUACCUGAGCUUUCUGGUCCACUCAGUAUUACAGGGGUCCUUAACCUGUUGAGGUGGUUGUAUCUCCUUAAAACAUUAAUACAGAGAGAGAAGUAUGGAUGAAUAUCUUAAGCUGCAGUAAACCUGUCAACUGGAUUUCAUUAUAAUCACAAGGCACAACAUGGCUUUGAAAACGUGGGUAUAAUAAAUUAUUACAUGUUUUAUGGGACUAUAGAGAAUGUUUGAUGUUUCUGCCUGAAAAUAAAUGACUGAAAGUGGAAUAAAAAAAAGAUGUUUGAAGAGUCCGAGUGAAAUAGUUUGUAAUAAAAUACUUGUAAUAUCUUAUUAUAUGAAUAAGAUGUCUUUAUUAUG